UUUGGUAUCUUAAAAGGUUAUCAAGAAAGAAUUAUUCAUAUAAUGUUUUGAUGAUCCAACAUUACUACAAGAGCAUAAAGAUAGUAGCAGUGUUGAUGCUUUGCACUUACAAAAUAAUCUUGGAUUAUCCCUACACUCAUUCUUGAAGCUCUCCUUUCCGACCCAUUUAGUGAGAUUUAAGUUUUGGCAUGCAAAUUGAUUUGGAAGAAAUAGAGCUUUUCAUCUUGUACUUUUUUGGAAUUUUGAUUUCGUCAAGUUUUGGAUUGCGAAUCUACUGAUUUAAGGUAUAUUGUUACCGAUGUUGUUUGGAGGUUCAAGAGGCGAUGAGGCGAAUGUGUUAAGAGUAAUCCGUAAGAGGUACAGAUGCUCGGUUUGCUGCUCUACUCACUUAGGACAUCCACUCUGUUGGUUGGUAGUGCUCUUUUGUUCAGAGCCUUAUUUUGGUUCAAGAGGCGAUGAGGCGAACGUGUUAAGAGUAAUCCGUAAGAGAGAUAUUCCCUACUCUGGAUAUAUGCUGUGCUGUGGCGUCAGUGAUGGGGUGGCAACCACGUUUUGUUCAUUGAGUCCCAUAAUGGGGUCGGAUAUGACAUAUGUGUUUCCGCUUGCAUUAUCAGGCCAAAUGAUGCAGCUAGUGGAUUCAUUUCACCCAUGAACAUAAGAACCAAUGAAGUUUCGUCGUGCAGUUGUAUUAGAUAAUUAAGUAUAGUAAUUGCUUGAAUGGAUGUAGUAGAUUCUUUAUGAUUAAUGGUUGGAAUGAAUGUGCUCAAUGUUAGUUUUUGAGAUAAAUGAUGAUACUAAUGUUUGUGUUUAAUGAUUGGAAUAUAUGUGUUUAAAGUAAGUUUGAGACUAAUAUUAUAUUUGUUUUAUGUUAAUGCAUUUGUGGUUCAAUAA
Messenger RNA from Solanum dulcamara, 891 nucleotides. RefSeq lists its product as uncharacterized. The coding region runs from base 299 to 652 and encodes 117 amino acids. The transcript has 8 exons. NCBI's taxonomy places the organism in Eukaryota, Viridiplantae, Streptophyta, Magnoliopsida, Solanales, Solanaceae. The record is from RefSeq and is a predicted model, not a curated record.